Talaromyces proteolyticus is the source of this 844-nucleotide messenger RNA. RefSeq lists its product as uncharacterized. The coding region runs from base 417 to 719 and encodes 100 amino acids. The transcript has a single exon. Lineage: Eukaryota; Fungi; Ascomycota; Eurotiomycetes; Eurotiales; Trichocomaceae. The record is from RefSeq and is a predicted model, not a curated record.
CCAUUACGCUGCUAGCGCGGACCACUUCCUAAUAUUCCUUAGCAUCCGUACAGAGUAAUUAUUUACCAACUAAUUACUCUUAGUAGAAUUGACACGCAGGAUGAUUAUUCUUGUGAUGCAUCUAGUUCUUUUGUCCGGCCGCGUGACUGCGUGCGCAUGCUCUCAUAUGCCGCCAUUCCGCUGCCAUUCUGCCGCUAUCCUCGCGCUUGAGCAUCCUGCCAUUGACCCCGUCUAUGAUAUCUCCAGUGCAGCAGAGGCAAAGAUGAUGCUAUAAAUGGUAGGUGGCAGACCCGCCACCGUCCAGGCUGAGCCUCGGCUGUGAGUGGCCAGCUGCGCCGCUAAGGCCCACUGUCUCGUCGCUGCCACCAAUCAGCAAGGAGAGCCCAACACCGAGCAUUGCCUAGUUACCAAGUUACAUGGUAUUACUAGUACGCGUACCAUUAAUAACCAUAUCAAUCUGGAGCAUUCUCGGUUUAGAACUUCUCCUUCCGGAAGACUGGCUAUGGCCAUGUCUUAAAUUCCUGUGUUGUGGUGACGAGUCAUCUGAGAUCCAUAAGGCGGAUACCGACAGGGCGGUUCCUUAUCGAAGAAUGUCAGCAUGCCCGGAAGUUUUGGCACGAAAGGGUUAUCUGUCAGCAGCACCUAGGCGGUCCCGGAUUCCAGAUUCAGCAGGCCCAGUAUGUCCAGAUCAUAAUAUUAGUUUAAUAUUAUACCUAUGAAUAAGAGGCAUAUAGACUCUCGGGAUUGGUAUCGGCAUACCGGCACUACCGAGAGAGCACGCCAAUCAACAACGGCAACAGACCCAUGCAAACUUGUGCACCACACCGACUCUAUGAAUGUCUUC